UCCAGCCUUGAUCUCACAAAGUACUGGGAUUUUAGGAACAGUUUGAUGUUUGCCAGAGGAGUGUUCACAGUGACCUUAUAGAACAUGACUAUACCGUGAACAAUGAGAAGCAAUUGUAUAUUUAAAAUCAUUCCUAGGGAAAACUUGGACAGAAUCUUCUGGGAUUCUUCUGUAUCCUCUGACUGCUUUCCCAUCUUUCUCCCCAUAGGCCGCCCUGACCCUCCAUCAGGAUUAAAGGUUGUGAGUCUGACCCCACACUCUGUGGAGUUGGAGUGGAAGCCGGGCUUUGAUGGGGGCCUGCCACAGAGGUUCUGCAUCAAGUAUGAGGCCCUGGGGACUCCAGGGUUCCACUAUAUGGAUGUCCUACCACCCCAGGCCACCACCUUCACACUGACUGCUCUGCAGCCUUCUACACGAUACAAGGUCUGGCUGCUGGCCAGCAAUGCCUUGGGAGACAGUGGACUGGCUGACUAGGGGACCCAGCUUCCCAUCACUACCCCAGGUGGGAAAGAAGGCUUGAGCAGGUUGGAGUGUGCCUCAGAGGAUGUGUAGGGUAGUACAGUGAAGUCAAUACAAUUCCCUUUUUAUGAUGAGUUACUGAGGCCUAGAGCUGUUAAACAAAUUGUCCAAGGUCACACAGCUAGUAAAAGAUAAAGACGAGACUGAAACUCGGGCAGAUGAACUGGAGACCAGCCGUUAACCACAACCCAUACUGUCUGAAUGUGAUUAAUGACCAAGGGAAAUUAGAAAACAGUUUGAAUUAAAUGAAAAUGAAAACAUAUAAAAAUUUGAGGUUGCAGUUAAAGCAGUAU
Molecule: messenger RNA, 812 nt
Organism: Macaca mulatta (Rhesus monkey)
Lineage: Eukaryota; Metazoa; Chordata; Mammalia; Primates; Cercopithecidae
Source: RefSeq, a predicted model, not a curated record